AUGGGGUCUGAAGACGGAAUCUUGAUGAGAAGAAACGAAGUAGCCGAGAACGUCGCCUUGAUCUUUGGCGUCACCGGACUCGUUGGUCGAGAGAUUGUAAAGAGGCUAUUAACGUCUAAACCCAAAUGGAGAAUCUACGGCGUAGCGCGAAAUCCGGAGAUCAGUUCAUCGACGACGAUGUACAAUUUCAUCUCAUGUGAUCUGCUUAACGCAUCUGAGACUAAACAGAGAUUGUCUCCAUUACAAGACAUCGUGAGUCACGUGUUCUGGGUCACGUGGUCUGGUGAGUAUCCAUUGGAUAGCGACGAGUGCUGCGCUCAGAACAAGACGAUGCUUACAAACGCUUUGGACGCUAUUCUACCAAACGCUACGAGGUUAAAGCAUUUCUCGCUUCAGACGGGGAUGAAGCAUUACGUGUCUCUUGUCGGAGAAGGUUCGAGUAAUUUCUGUUAUUACAGCGAGGAGUGUCCGAGGAAGAGCUCUGGGAGAAAUUUCUAUUAUGUUUUGGAGGAUUUGCUGAAGGAGAAGAUCACUGGUAACUCCGUUGUUUGGUCAGUUCAAAGGCCGGGUUUGCUGAUGGGAAGCUCUACAAGGACUCUGUACAAUUUCAUGGGAAGCCUUUGUGCUUACGGUGCGAUGUGUAAGUAUUUAAAUCUUCCUUUUGUGUUUGGAGGGACAAGAGCAUGUUGGGAGGAGAGUUACAUUGAUGGUUCUGAUUCCAACUUAGUCGCAGAACAGCAUAUAUUCGCUGCAACAAGUGGGAGGGUACGAGAGAAAGGUGAAGCCUUUAACGCCAUUAACGGUGUAGGUUUCACUUGGAAGGAGAUUUGGCCAGAUAUUGGGAAGAAACUUGGAGUGCAAGUUAAUGAAGCGACCAUGUUUGAUGAAGGUUUCUCGUUUGAUAGAGAGAUGGGUAAGAGAAAGCAUGUGUGGAAUGAGAUUGUGACGAAGGAGAAACUUGUUCCGACAGAGAUUGAUGAUUUGGCAAAUUGGGUUUUCUUGGAUAUACUGUUUAGAUUUCCGUCUAAGCUUCUUGGGAAGAGAGAGAAAGUAGAUAAGUUUGGGUUUAAGAGGAGAUAUAGAACCCUAGAUUCAAUAUUGUAUUGGAUUGAUGUGAUGAGAGAUGAUAAGCUCAUUCCUCUUUAACACAUGUGCUAUUGUUGUGAUGGCUAUGUUUGAUUAGCAAUGUAAAUUACACUAUGUAUUUGAUCACCAAUAAUACUCACCUCCCCUAAUAUUUCUUUCA
Messenger RNA from Capsella rubella, 1246 nucleotides. Its product is annotated as iridoid synthase. Lineage: Eukaryota; Viridiplantae; Streptophyta; Magnoliopsida; Brassicales; Brassicaceae. The transcript has a single exon. The coding region runs from base 1 to 1146 and encodes 381 amino acids. The record is from RefSeq and is a predicted model, not a curated record.